AUGGGUUCGUUAUGCUGCGUGGCGGCACGGCCACAUGGGGCUAGCACAGCAAGCCAGGAGUGGUCCUCUAUUAGCCGCAGCGACCCACCCUGGCGGACUGGUGCUGGCUUUUCUCCACCUCUGUCUAGGGGGUGGGAGUACAGGAUCAACUCGGAAGGGUUGUCUUAUGGAUCCCAUGGUGAUAGGGGGGUCGCUGUGAGUUAUGGGUCAUCACUAUCAUCGAAUAGUAAAGGAGCUAGUAGGAGCUGGGAGAGGAAUGAGCUUCCACAAGAUCACCGCUACUCUACAUCUGAGGGUGCCAUUUCGUAUCUCAACAGCCCAGAUGUCAGCUUCCAGAACCACCAUAUUAUGCUACCGAUGCUGCAAGAUUCUAGUGUUGAUGAAUACAUGAGAGUUUCAGUUGCUGAGCCUGUAGGUGCUUUAUUAUUGUCAGAGGGAAUGUCAGGACAACAGAAUAGUGGUGGUUCCACCUCCUCUCGCUCUGAUGGAAGUGAAUAUGAUAUUGUACCUAAAUCAUACACAUCAACGCCCCGCAACUUCCCGAGUCGCCGAUCAUUCCUGUCAAAGCCAAUCCACCCUGUUUCAUUUCCAGAACAUGCACUAGAAGCACAAGAAACUCAAAGUCCUGUUGCCAACGCAAGCUCCAGCAAUCCUCUGUGCUCUGAAUUCAAGGGAACAGGAGAGCUUCGCUUUCCAGGUCCCAUGGACUAUGGUAGUGCUAGUCAUGGGGAGUCAGGAAAUUGGAGUGCGGCAAGUAGCAUGGAUCUUACUGAUUUAUCAGAACGACCUGAAGCUGGACCACGGCGUCCUAAUAAUGUAAUGCAGAAAACAAGGUGUGACCUCUGUGAGAGGCUUCUGACAAAGAGAUCACCUUGGGGUUCUCGUAGAAUUGUACGCACUGGAGAUUUGCCAGUUGCUGGUGUUCUCCCAUGCUCCCAUGUCUACCAUGCUGAGUGUUUAGAGCGGACCACUCCCAAGGGGCAGAAGCAUGACCCUCCUUGCCCUGUGUGCGACAAGCUGGCUGGUAAAGAUACCGAGCAGUGGUCAAUUUGCAGGUUAAAAAAUGGAUUCCCAAGAUUACGUUCACUAGGGGAAGGGCCUUCUCGAGUUUGGAGCUGUGCUCAUGCUGGAGAUUGUGUUGCUGGGACUGUCCAGAUGCCAAGAUCAAAUAGCAUUGCGCUAUUGACUCGGAGUGGUCACAAGAGGCAUGCAUCUUCGAAGGGAGAGCCCAGCAAAGACUGGGCUGAAACAUCAAAAAAUACUUGCAUGUAA
Messenger RNA from Miscanthus lutarioriparius, 1272 nucleotides. NCBI's taxonomy places the organism in Eukaryota, Viridiplantae, Streptophyta, Magnoliopsida, Poales, Poaceae. The record is from the annotation of a GenBank genome assembly.